Molecule: messenger RNA, 1448 nt
Organism: Lecanosticta acicola
Lineage: Eukaryota; Fungi; Ascomycota; Dothideomycetes; Mycosphaerellales; Mycosphaerellaceae
Source: the annotation of a GenBank genome assembly
AUGUCGUCUGCCGGCUCUCUCAAGAUCUUUGGCUCCUCUUCCGCCGCAUCCUCCGUCCUUCCUACCACUGCUGCGCGAACAGCAUUCGCAUCCACCCCGCGAUCAUUUCCUCGACCCGUAGCUGCUAAACUCGUCCAGCGCCGCAACAUGGCCUCCCAGCAGAUCCCCAAGAUCAAGGUCAAGAACCCCGUCGUGGAGCUCGAUGGCGAUGAGAUGACCAGGAUCAUCUGGAAAGAUAUCAAGACCAAGUUCAUUCAUCCAUACCUCGACAUUGAUCUGAAGUACUACGACCUGGGACUGGAGAAGAGAGAUGAGACAAACGACCAGAUCACCAUCGAUGCCGCGAAUGCGAUCAAGGAGCACAGCGUCGGUGUCAAAUGCGCGACCAUCACUCCGGAUGAGGCCCGUGUGGAAGAGUUCAAGCUGAAGAAGAUGUGGCUAAGUCCAAACGGCACAAUCAGGAACAUACUAGGAGGCACAGUCUUCAGAGAACCUAUCGUUAUUCCUAAGAUACCGAGAUUGGUGCCAGGUUGGAAGAAGCCAAUCGUUAUUGGCCGUCACGCACACGGCGACCAAUACCGUGCACAGAACACCGUAUUCGACAAGCCCGGCUUGCUCGAGAUGGUCUUCACCCCCGAGGGCGGCGAGCCGGAGAGGAUCGAGGUCUUCAAGUUCACGGACAAGCACCAGGGUGGUGUCGGAAUGACCAUGUACAACACCUCUGAGAGUAUUUCCGGCUUUGCACAUGCUUCGUUCAAGCACGCACUUUCCCUCGGCUAUCCAAUGUACAUGACCACCAAGAACACCAUCCUGAAGAAAUACGACGGCAGAUUCAAGGACAUCUUCCAGGAGAUCUAUGAGAAGGACUACCGCAAGGAGUUCGAGGCAAAGGGUCUUUGGUACGAGCACCGCCUGAUUGACGACAUGGUUGCUCAGAUGAUCAAGAACGAGGGCGGCAUGCUCAUUGCCAUGAAAAGUAAGAACCUACCGUUCGAGAUGGAUGUUGGCGCUCUACUGAUUUUUUCCCAGACUACGACGGAGACGUGCAAUCUGACAUUGUCGCUCAGGGCUUCGGCUCCCUUGGCCUGAUGACCUCAGUCUUGGUCACUCCCGACGGCAAGACAUUCGAAUCCGAAGCAGCACACGGAACGGUCACCCGCCACUACCGUGAACACCAGAAGGGCAACCCAACCUCGACGAACCCCAUCGCCUCCAUCUUCGCCUGGACCCGUGGCUUGGCAAAGCGCGGCGAGCUCGACGAUACCCCCGAGCUGGUCAAGUUUGCCGAGAGCUUGGAGGAAGCGUGCGUCCACGUCGUCGACCAGCAAGGCAUCAUGACCAAGGACCUCGCCAUCAGCUGUGGCAAGAAGGACGACUACGUCACCACCACGGAGUACCUGGACGCAGUCGAGAAGAGAAUGCGGGCGGUCCUGAGUUCCAAGUUGUAA